Messenger RNA from Carassius auratus (goldfish), 3668 nucleotides. It is a transcript of the gene klc3, whose product is annotated as kinesin light chain 3. Gene Ontology annotation, molecular function: kinesin binding. Gene Ontology annotation, biological process: microtubule-based movement. The record is from RefSeq and is a predicted model, not a curated record. Gene Ontology annotation, cellular component: cytoplasm; kinesin complex. NCBI's taxonomy places the organism in Eukaryota, Metazoa, Chordata, Actinopteri, Cypriniformes, Cyprinidae. Bases 334 to 1875 code for a protein of 513 amino acids. The transcript is spliced from 14 exons.
GAGGUGCGAAAGAUGUGGCUCUGCUCCUUCAGGCGCAGUUCUGAGCUGCGGCAGAUAGGGGGCCUGUGCUCGCGCAGUCGCGGUCAAUGAACGGACGGAUCAGGUAAGCGCUGCUAAUUCAACAACAGGUGAAUGAAUGACCGCCACCGAGGCUCUGCUGGCUGUUACAUCCAUUAAUCGAGACCACAUCAAGCAAAUAAAGAUGUGAUUUGGAUUGUUUUAGUCGGAGUUUUCUGGCUGUAAGUUGGGACGCGUCGUGGCCACUUGUCCAAGUUACUCCAGCCAAAGGAGAUCUUGCUUUUAGUUUGAAUUAAGGGUCCGAGUGUCUGAGACAUGUUGUCAGGGGAGGAAAUCUUAUGCAGCACCCAGCAGGUGAUUGCAGGGCUGGAGGCUCUGCGUGGAGAGAACCGCACGCUGCUGGACAGCCUGCAGGAAACACUUCAGGGCCAGACGCCCAGCGAGAGCACUAGCCUGGAGCAGGAGAAGACCAACAUCAUUUUAGAGUCUCUUGAGAGGAUUGAACUGGGCCUAGGAGAGGCGCAAGUGAUGAUGGCGCUGUCAGCACACCUGGGCUCUUUGGAAGCAGAAAAGCAGAAGUUGCGUGCUCAGGUGCGGAGGUUGUGCCAGGAGAACCAGUGGCUGAGGGACGAGCUGGCCCGGGCCCAGCAACAGCUACAGGAGCGGGAACAGGAAGUGGUUACUUUAGAGGAGCAGAACAGACAUCUGCAGUUCAUGAGCAGCAUCCGCAAGUACGAUCAUGAAGAGUCGCCUAUGGAGGAUAAAGAUUCUGCUUCAGGGAAGGGGUCCCUUGAUGAUCUCUUUCCUUCUGAAGAAGAGGAGCAAUCACACAUGUCUCAGCCACACAGUAGUGCUGCCGCUGCUGCCCAGCAGGGAGGAUAUGAGAUCCCUGCCCGACUCCGAACUCUCCACAACCUGGUGAUCCAGUACGCCUCUCAGGGCCGCUAUGAGGUGGCCGUGCCGCUCUGCAAGCAAGCUCUGGAGGACCUGGAGAAAUCCUCAGGCCACAGCCAUCCGGAUGUUGCUACCAUGCUCAAUAUCCUGGCUUUAGUGUACAGGGAUCAAAACAAAUACAAGGAAGCGGCCAAUCUCCUGAAUGAUGCGUUGGCUAUCCGUGAGAAGACACUAGGCAUGGACCAUCCAGCGGUGGCAGCUACUCUAAAUAAUCUGGCUGUGUUGUAUGGAAAAAGAGGGAAGUAUAAAGAGGCAGAGCCGCUGUGUAAAAGAGCUCUGGAGAUCAGAGAAAAGGUGCUUGGGACUGAUCACCCUGAUGUAGCUAAGCAGCUGAAUAACUUGGCCCUCCUAUGCCAGAACCAGGGCAAAUACCAGGAGGUGGAGCAGUACUAUGAACGUGCGCUGCACAUUUACCAGAGCCAGCUGGGUCCAGACGAUGCCAACGUAGCCAAGACCAAGAACAACCUGGCCUCCUGUUAUCUCAAGCAGGGCAAAUACAGGCAAGCUGAGGCUCUUUAUAAAGAGAUUCUGACUCGUGCUCAUGAAAUGGAAUUUGGCUCAGUGGAGGGGGACGGCCGGCCGGUUUGGAUACACGCAGAGGAGGGAAGCUCUAGACAGGAUGGUCUGGGAAGUCUGAAGCGCAGUGGGUCGUUCACCAAGCUCCGGGAAUCUAUAAGACGAAGCAGUGAGAAGCUUGUUCGGAAACUGAAAGGAGUUGGAACACAGGAAACAGCCCCUCGAGCUGCUGGGAUGAAAAGAGCCAAUUCUCUAAAUGUGCUUAAUGUGGGUCUCAAAGAAAGUCAAGAGGCUGCUAUGAAUCCCAAUAGGCUGACAGAUGCACGGGGUCUGAGUUCAAGCACGCAGAGUUUAGCACGCCGUGCGUCUCUGAGCGGUGACAGCUAACUUUCAGACAUGUCAUAUGACAUCAGGAGAUGUCAGCCUCACAUCUGGCUGGUCUUUAAUGACUGCAAAGAUCAUAUUUGACGAGGAACAGUAUGUGACAAUGAAUGCACACACUUCAAAGCAGUCUGUCAAGGGGCUUCUGGAAAAGGAGAGCACACUUUGGCUUUACAAAAAAAACAUUUUACACUGUAAAAUCUGUUCCGUCUACAAUUUUCUUUUAAAUGCCUGUUUUUAUAUAAAAUGUCACAGAUAUGUAUCAUUUAUUAGACUUCAAAGAUAAGACCAUUACCGCAGUCUUAGGCAAGGUGCAGUUCUUUUAAUGAAAGUGCGAUCUCAUUUUAUUGCUCAGCAGAAUUUUGCAGGCAAAAUCUAGUUAUUUCAAUAGGAAUCAGUGCACUCAGGACUUUUGUGUACUUAGGUUUCACUAUUCAGUUUAUUCACACAAAUUUGCUACACUGACCAACUGAAAGCCUUUGUUGUGAAAGUCUCUAUUUUGUAAGCCUAGGCCCUGCUUAAUUUUUCCCAAAUUUUACUAAUGUGACUGCACCUUACCACUGUUUACUUAGAAUAUUGACCCAUUCCAUGUCCUCACACUACCAUGCAAAACAAUUAUAGUAUUGGAAUUUAAUAAUUUGCACUUAAGGAAUAGUUCACUCAAAAUUUUUAAUUCUGUCAUUAAUUACGCACCUCAGCAAGACCUGACUAGAAAUCAUGUUUAUAUCACGUUUGUAAUGGCUUUUAUGUUUAUGUCUCGUCGCUCCGGCCAGAUAGGGCAUCACAGUAUGACAAGGGGCGUAACAUUCUUGAGGUAUUCAUCCAAUCACAACGCACUGGUUAGCUGGCCAAUCAGAGCACACCUCGCUUUUUAGAUCGAUGAGCUUUGUAAAAAUUGUUUCAGAAUUUGGGCAUAGAAGUGAAAUAUGUAUAUGAAAUAUACAAAUAUGUAUUUUUUUUUUUUUUACCUUAAACUGCAUAAACACAUUUCAUUACACCAAAUAAUGUUCAUUAUAGCAGCAUCAUACAACCCAUUUAAAUUAGUCAUUCUGACAUCAGUGGUUCAACCGCAAUGUUAUGAAGCUUUGAGAAUACUUUUCGUCCACAGAAAAAACAAAACGACUUUAUUCAGCAAUUCUUGCAGGGUCAGAAAGCUCUCUGAUUUCAUCAAAAAUAUCUACAUUUGCAUUUCGAAGAUGAAUAAAGGUCUCUUCUGGAACAACAUGAGGGUGAGUAAUUAAUGACAGAAUUUUCUUUUUUGGGUGAACUAUCCCUUUAAAUCUUCAAAUGGCUUCUAAAUGCCCUCAACUCAAAUAUUCCUAAUGAAUGGUAAUCCAUGAUGUUACAUUCCAAGAUGAAUCCAAGACAAGCUGUUGUACAUACUAAUUUGUAUAUUUCUGAGAUAAUAUCAACCAACUGUGGUACAUAUUUGUGCCUAUAAUAUAAGGGACUUUUGAUUUGUCAGUUUCAAGCACAUGUACUUUACAUUUCUGCAUACUGUGCUGUUGCUUUAGUUUAAGCACUUCUCAACACAAUAUGAAGAAGGAUUUUCCACGCAAAGAGUUUCAGGGCACAAGGCUGAUAUACAGUAAAUAACUUGAAUCUUAGUUACUGAGAGGUUAGCCAUCAAAUGAGCUAAACAGCUGUACAUUCUAUAUUGUUGAAUCAUGUUACAUAUUCUGUGAGCUUAGGGAGUAUAUUUACAUACUGAACGUUGCUGAUAAACCAAAUAAAAUUGUUCUACCUCUGUUAAAAUCAACGUGUGUAAAAAGUGUUUUCAGAUAGUUUGGUGGUUGACG